AUGGCCUCCAUGAGCCCUCUGGCCGGAGCCAUGGCUGGAGCUAUGGCUCCAUCAGAUCAACCCGAUGGUCAAUCACAAAAGGGCUCCCUCAACUUGAGCCCGGACGAAGUGCGCGCCUUAGAAAUGACCCGCCUCCGCCUGGUCCAACUGUGCAAUGGGCUUGAGCGGUUCAAGGCUGACAUCUACAGGAGCAACCCGCUACCUAACCCUCAGAGCCUCCAGAACAGCGCGCGCAUCCUCAAACAAAACAUGACCCACCUCCUCGAGAUAAUGCAACAGCAUUCAUCCACCUUCCAGCGCGUAGUCGUAUAUCCAUCCACCAACUACCCCGGCCGCACACAAGAGGGCGUCGUCAUGCAGCUCCUCCGCAAGAAGCUCGAGCCCGACGUCGAGACGCUCGUCGAGUCCGCGCGCGAGGCGGCGCUCGCGGCCGGCGUCGACCCGAAGACGAGCUUCAACUCCACCGAGGACUCGCAGGAGCGCAAGGAGCGCAACAAGCGCGCCAGGCUCGAGGCGGAGAUGCAGGGGUACGGGGCCAACGACGAUGACGACGACGAAGACGACGACAACUCGGACGACAGCGAGGAGGGCGACCCGGAGCCCCACGGCAUAGGCGACGUCUGGUUCGACUCGCGCGCCUGGUGCAAGACGCGGCUCGCGGAGUUCGUCAGGGAUGAUUAUCAGGAUGCCUACACUGCCGAGGAGCGCGCCAUGGGCAUCGAGAACGUGCGGACGGGCCUGAGGCAGAACCUGGAGGACGAGUAUGAGGACGACGACGAGGAUGAGGAUGAGGAGGACACCGAGGGCGAUCAGGCCAUGACAGAUGCCUUGUCCACACCCCCGGGCAGUGACCCAUCUUCUGCUCAGCUUGGUGGUACGGGUACCGGGCAGCAGGUGAACACCGCGGGGCCAUCGCCCGGUUUGGAUCUAGAGCGCAUGUUAUGGCUCGCAGCGAGGGGAGACCGGGACCUGCCACCUGGUAUCGAGCUGGAGUCCAACCGGGUUGAAAAGCCUGGGCAGAAGAGACGUUUCGGCGACCGCUGA
Diaporthe citri is the source of this 1044-nucleotide messenger RNA. RefSeq lists its product as uncharacterized. Gene Ontology annotation, biological process: regulation of transcription by RNA polymerase II. The record is from RefSeq and is a predicted model, not a curated record. Gene Ontology annotation, cellular component: mediator complex; core mediator complex. Bases 1 to 1044 code for a protein of 347 amino acids. The transcript has 2 exons. Lineage: Eukaryota; Fungi; Ascomycota; Sordariomycetes; Diaporthales; Diaporthaceae. Gene Ontology annotation, molecular function: RNA polymerase II cis-regulatory region sequence-specific DNA binding; transcription coregulator activity.